UAACUAACCGUGCAGAGUGGAAGUGCAAGCUAACGUGAAAGGGAAGAAGGCAACUGUCAAAACAGCAAAAGGGAACAUAUACAUUUCAGUGGGGCGGUGUUCCCGGUAGACGGCCACGCCAACACACUGAGUCGCCAAGUUUAGCCAGGGACCGUUGUUUGCCAGAUGCCCGGGGAGCAUUUUUGUGGAUACUACACCGAUUGUCCCCAUUUCCAAACGGAAACCAUUUCUGGACAGACAGUUCGUGCUAGCUAGCUAAAGAGUGCUGCAUCCAGGAGACGCUCCAUUGUCCCCUAAACACCUGGACCUGAAUGUUGUGUCUGUCAUGAGUCCGGCCGGGUGCUCCCAUGUGAACGGGUACAAGGUGGAUAACUGGAAGCAGAACCUCCGGGUCAUAUACCAAUGCUUUGUUUGGAGUGGCACUGCUGAAGCCAGGAGACGCAAGGCCAAGUCGUGUAUCUGUCACAUGUGUGGCGCCCACCUGAACCGACUCCACUCUUGUCUCUACUGUGUCUUUUUCGGCUGUUUUACAAAGAAACACAUCCACGAGCACGCAAAGAACAAGAGACACAAUCUAGCGAUAGACUUAUUAUACGGUGGAAUAUAUUGUUUUGUGUGUCAAGACUACAUAUACGACAAAGACAUGGAGCAGAUUGCCAAAGAGGAACAGAGGAAAGCGUGGAAAUUGCAAGGUAUAGCAUUUUUUAUUUUUUCUUGUCAGAGAACUCGAUGCAUCUUUUUUGAAACAAGGCCAUCUGAGUUCCCGGCGUCGUCACAUUCAUGUCACUUUGUAUCCGCAGGCAUAGGCGAGAAAUACACGACGUGGGAGCCGACCAAGAGGGAGCUAGAACUAUUACGACACAAUCCAAAGCGGAGGAAAAUCACUACGAACUGUACCAUAGGUUUACGAGGGUUAAUAAACCUGGGCAACACAUGUUUCAUGAACUGUAUUGUCCAGGCCCUAACACACACGCCGCUGCUGCGAGACUUCUUCCUCUCCGACAGACACAAGUGCGAGAUGCAAUCAAACUCCUGUCUGGUGUGUGAGAUGUCGCAGCUCUUUCAGGAGUUCUACUCGGGCCACCGCUCGCCCCACAUUCCCUUCCGGCUGCUGCACCUGGUGUGGACUCACGCACGUCACCUCGCAGGCUACGAGCAGCAAGACGCCCACGAGUUCCUCAUCGCAGCGCUGGACGUUCUACACAGGCACUGCAAAGGGGACACUAUCCGAGACGACAAUGGGAAGAAGGCCAACAACCCGAACCACUGUAACUGCAUCAUUGACCAAAUCUUCACUGGUGGCCUGCAAUCAGAUGUUACUUGUCAAGUUUGCCAUGGUGUUUCCACGACGAUAGAUCCAUUCUGGGACAUCAGCCUGGACCUGCCCGGCUCAUCCACGCCUUUCUGGCCCCUCAGUCCGGGAGGGGAUGGCAGCACAGUCAAUGGAGAGAGCCACCUCACAGGGUCCACCACACUCACAGACUGCCUACGCAGAUUUACGCGGCCUGAACAUCUAGGAAGCAGUGCCAAAAUCAAGUGUGGCGGUUGCCAUAGUUACCAGGAAUCCACCAAACAGCUGACAAUGAAGAAGCUCCCCAUCGUAGCGUGUUUCCAUCUCAAACGGUUUGAGCACUCUGCUAAACUGCGGAGGAAGAUCACUACAUACGUUUCCUUCCCUCUAGAGUUGGACAUGACGCCUUUCAUGGCAUCAAGUAAAGAGAGCAGAAUGAACGGGCAGUAUCAACAGACGGUUGAUGUAUUAAACAACGACAAUAAGUAUUCCUUGUUUGCGGUGGUCAACCACCAAGGCACAUUAGAGAGUGGCCACUACACCAGCUUCAUCCGCCAGCACAAGGACCAGUGGUUCAAAUGUGAUGAUGCCAUAAUCACCAAGGCCAGCAUUAAGGAUGUACUCGACAGCGAAGGGUACCUCUUAUUCUACCAUAAACAGUUCCUGGAGUACGAGUAGUCUCCGUGACCGCCGGCUGUGAAGAACCACUGCUUCUGAUGAGAGAGAGCCAAGGGACUGGGGACAGGAUGAAACACAAACACACAAACCUACCUGAAACUCUUUUGACUACCAGUCUGCUCUUCCAGCUCUGGAGGACAAAAAACAACGACAACAAAAAAAAAAGACGUGUGAACUCAUGCAACCUUUCAACAGAAAAAAAAAAAAAACAAGCACUGAGCUACUUCUUGGCAUCUACUUGACAAAAUAAAACUGAAUGAAGAGGAGAGAAGGAGGAAGAGGAGGAGAGGGGAGAGGCCUCACACCCCCCACGCUCUCUCCACCUUCCCCUUCCUGCUGCAGGGGCAAACUCCGAGUACGACUGACUGUCAUGUUGAUUGGGCACAUCCGGAUUUUUCUUACAGUAUUCUGACCCUAACCACACACACACACGAUACACACACACACGCGCACGCACACGCACACAAACAUACACACAACCUCCAUUUCUCUCCCAUGGUGCUCUCGUUUCAACUGACCAAGCAUUUAACUUCGUCACGAUGGAAGACUCGUUGUCGUCAUAUGCACUUGGGACUGAACGCAAAAAAAAAAGAAAAAAAAGAAUACAAAACGAAAAUCAAUGUAUUAUGAACUUUGCAAGAACAUUUUCAAAGGUAUGGUUAUGAUUCUUAUCAUUUGUGAAUUUAGUUAUGAAAUACUGUACGAAUCUAGUAUACAUCUAUUUUUAAGAGCAAAGAAAUCAUGGGAGAGCUUUCGAGACGCUGCCUUUGCCAGUUGCUGGGGAAGCGCUGCCAUGGAAACUAAACAGAUUUGGACCUGUGUGUGCUCAUGUUCCAUUAUUUACUGUGUUGAUUGUUUUUAUUUUUAAGUCUGGUUGAGGGCAGGGAAUAUCUAUUUUUUUAGCAACUCAUUGAAUUUUUUUUUUGUUUACUGUUAUUUUCACUGUUUUCAUUGUUUGUUUUUUUUUCAUUUUCAGUACGGUCGUAUGUCCCCUCGCUGUCCUGGUACUGGAAAUUCAUUUUUGGACGUAUUAUACUUUCAUUCUUGUGGAAUUGUUGGUAUAAUGAUGGUGAUGAUUAAAAUUUGGCUCAUC
Limanda limanda (common dab) is the source of this 3062-nucleotide messenger RNA. RefSeq names its product ubiquitin carboxyl-terminal hydrolase 22-like. Gene Ontology annotation, molecular function: cysteine-type deubiquitinase activity; zinc ion binding. NCBI's taxonomy places the organism in Eukaryota, Metazoa, Chordata, Actinopteri, Pleuronectiformes, Pleuronectidae. Gene Ontology annotation, biological process: protein deubiquitination. Bases 326 to 1969 code for a protein of 547 amino acids. The record is from RefSeq and is a predicted model, not a curated record. The transcript has 12 exons.